GUCAGCCGUAGUCCCUGGGUCUGGCACUAUGAAUCAGUCUCUAUCAAGAUCAUGCAGGAUUCCGGUAAACCCUCCGCACUCGCCUGUGUACCCUGUCGGCGCCGCCAUCUGAAAUGCGAUGCGCGCAUGCCCAUCUGCACUCGGUGCCAGAACAAUAAUCAUGAUUGUCGAUAUGUCCGAUCACGUCGCGGGCUGCGGAGUAACAAGGCAGGCCCUGGACCGACAGCGGAAGAGGAGGCCGAUGCUCUAUUCUCGUCGAAUAUCAUGAACUGGCUGGAUGCCUCAUUUCUAGAUCCAGAUUGCCUCCUCGACAUUCCUGACCUGAGUCUUGAUAUUUUUCAGCAAGAGCCAGCGCCAUCAUCGCCAACGCCCGUGCAUAUCCCUCAUACCGAGGAUAUCACCCAUGAUGCUAUGGUUCAGCUCUACUACCACCACUUUCAUAGAUCGCAUCCUAUACUGUUACCGAGACGGGCGCUGGCAUCGUCCGUUGCACAGCAUGUACCGGAUUAUAUUCCGGACAUCAUGCGCUACAUCGGCAGUCACUAUGCUUCUGCUCCAACGCUCAAGGAUGGUUUUUAUCAGUCUGCUUACACCGUUCUCACCGCCCCGAAAGAUGGCUUUCAAGCUCAAGGCCUCCUUCUGCUCAGCAUCCUGGAGCAUUCGCAUGGUCGCGAAGAGGCCGCACGGCGACUUCUCCGGGAGGCCAUCCAGGUUGCAUACAGCGUCGGCAUGCAGACCCAGGCGUUUGCCCCAGAGAACUCCCACGGCUACCCCGUGUUGGAGGAAAGCUGGCGACGAACCUGGUGGGAGCUCUACGUCACGGAGGGACUCAUGGCCGCCAUGGGCUCCGGGCAAUGCGGGGUGCUUUCUUCAGGCUGGGAGGAGUCCGAUGUGUGGCUCCCUUUACCAGAGGAGACCUACAACAUGGUUGCAGGAGGGGCUAGUGGUAGCGAAACGAAAUCCGAAUCUGUGACCCUGUCCUGUCUCUCCGACUGGCCGUCUGACCUCACCUCUUCCGUCUCCCGCAUCCACGCAGUACAAUUUCUUCGAGCUGUGCUCGAGCUCAAUCAAUCCCUCGACCCCGCGAUCGAGACACAAACCGAGACGCUGGACGCACGGCUCGUCUCCCUACUCAUGCGCUUACCCUUAACCCCCUCCAUAACCGACGCAUCCACCAUCGACGAGAUGGCCUUCCAGGCUCUAAUGAUCACCUACCUAAGCCUGAUCCACCUCCACCACCCCCAUUCAACAAUCCGCUUCGCCUCCUACCAACGCGCAAACCCCCAAGCCACCACGACGACAACCAACCCCUCCUCAUCCUCCUGCACAAGACUCCGCGUCCUCAGCCCAUCAUCAUCAACAGCAUCCGCAUCCGCAUCCGCAUCAUCAACACCCGAUCCCACGAACCCCACCCCUUCCCCCCACCUCCCGCUCAACAUCCACGCCCAGAAGAUGCUCCGAGCCGCCGACCUGAUCUCCAACCUAGCCACACUCCCCAGCUCCGUGCAGUCUCGCACCCCCUUCUUCACAUGCGCCCUGGCGCUCGCCAUCGUCGUGCACACGGCGACCUUCAUGAUGUGCGUCUCGUCGUCGUCGUCGUCUUCACCCGCUCCUCCUGCAUCUUCGACCAAGGGCGCCAAAGAAGAUGCCCUGAAAGCGCGCAUCGAGCUGGGAGUCGGCGCGCUGCAGGUGCUAGGCCGAGUGUGGCCGCUAGCGAAACAGGUGCGGGGGGAGAUGAUCGAGCUGUAUCGCGGAAGGUGAAAUUCACGUCGCCACCUUGACGAAGCACACGAGACAGCCACCAGACAGAGACAAAGACGGGAGAGUCGGGUUUGCUUACACGGCUGCUUCCAAUGUGACCAUUUAACCACAAUAACGUGGAGUCAUCGUAUGUGAUGGAGGGAAUGUCCCUAAAUCAAGGGUUGGCAACAGCCGCUUUUCCUUCUUUCAUCCUCACGUCUCGAUCUAUUCUUGCAUUCGCAUUUGGGAUGGCUUUAGUUGGUAGAUAGCACAGCACAGCACAGAGCGAUUCGUUCUUCUUGCAUUAUAUAUAUACCAUAUCAUAUCAUACGUUCUUGCAAUAUACGCGGAAUUCAUGGAAGGGUAUCUUUUCCCUUUUCCACCUUUCUCCUUGUUGUUUUGUUGUUUUGUUUUGUUGUUUCUACUCUAGCUUAGUAGAGGAUUCUCUCAGUAUUGCUAGGUCCUUUCACAAUGUUGACAAUUCCGG
Molecule: messenger RNA, 2227 nt
Organism: Aspergillus uvarum CBS 121591
Lineage: Eukaryota; Fungi; Ascomycota; Eurotiomycetes; Eurotiales; Aspergillaceae
Product: Zn(II)2Cys6 transcription factor
Exons: 4
Coding region: 52-1761 (569 amino acids)
Biological process (GO): DNA-templated transcription; regulation of DNA-templated transcription
Molecular function (GO): DNA binding; zinc ion binding; DNA-binding transcription factor activity, RNA polymerase II-specific
Source: RefSeq, a predicted model, not a curated record